This is a messenger RNA of Salarias fasciatus (jewelled blenny), 799 nucleotides long. RefSeq names its product lactoylglutathione lyase. NCBI's taxonomy places the organism in Eukaryota, Metazoa, Chordata, Actinopteri, Blenniiformes, Blenniidae. Bases 101 to 646 code for a protein of 181 amino acids. Gene Ontology annotation, molecular function: metal ion binding; lactoylglutathione lyase activity. The transcript has 6 exons. The record is from RefSeq and is a predicted model, not a curated record.
ACAGAAGCUCCCGGAUGCCGCCUCCGCUUCCGGCCUCUGGCUCGGCGUGUCUGUGAGUUGUUUGCGGGACUUGGGCGGCAGUUCGUCGGCUUCAGGGAACAUGAGCGACUCGGGCCUGUCGGACGAAGCGGCGGCGGCGGCCUGCAAGGACGGAGCGCCGGUCACCAAGGACUUCAUGAUGCAGCAGACCAUGCUCCGGGUCAAGGAUCCUGUCAAGUCUCUGGAUUUCUACACCCGGAUUCUGGGAAUGACGCUCCUGCAGAAGUUCGACUUCCCGUCCAUGCGGUUCUCGCUCUUCUUCCUGGGCUAUGAGGACAAGAAGGAGAUCCCAACGGACGUGAAGGAGCAGACGGCCUGGACGUUCUCCAGGAGAGCCACCAUCGAGCUGACGCAUAACUGGGGCUCCGAGUCCGAUGAGAGUCAGUCUUACCACAACGGGAACUCUGAUCCGCGGGGCUUCGGACACAUCGGGAUCGCUGUGCCUGAUGUUUAUGCAGCCUGCAAGUUGUUCGAAGAACAGGAGGUGAAGUUCGUGAAGAAGCCAGAUGAUGGUAAGAUGAAGGGCCUGGCCUUCAUUCAGGACCCCGAUGGUUACUGGAUCGAGAUCCUGAGUCCGAACAACAUGGUUUCCAUCACCUCCGCCUGAGGCGUGUGCUUCAGGCUCUCCGGCUCUUCUCAUUGGCCGAGCUGUGGAGUCGGCGCUCUCUCCUCAGUUUGAAUGUGAUGCGGGAAGCGGGCGGUAUUACUAUGUAAUGAAAACAAAGCCACAGCGGAAAAUAAAUGGAUCUUUGAGUUAAAA